Molecule: messenger RNA, 444 nt
Organism: Meloidogyne enterolobii
Lineage: Eukaryota; Metazoa; Nematoda; Chromadorea; Rhabditida; Meloidogynidae
Source: the annotation of a GenBank genome assembly
AUGAAAGAGAAAAUUCGCUUGUUCCGUUUACCCCUUCCUGUAAAUAUUUUGAUCGUUUUUUUGAUUUUGUUUUUUCUACAUUUAAAAUGUGGAGCUGCUUUACUCUCAAAAAGAGAUCCUUCAAUGCCCCAACAAGUUCAUCUGGCACUUACAGGCAAAGAGAAUGAAAUGAGUAUAACUUGGUUAACUCUUUAUGAUUCAAGUAUGUUUUGGAGCUCGACUAAUUUGAUAAUAGAUAAUAUUAAGUUACCCUCGCUUAGCAGGGUGGUGCUUGAACGACUUAGCAAAUUACUUAAAUUAAUUUAUUUCCCUUUUGCUUCAAUAAAAAACCCUCUCUCAAAUAACCGCACCUCUCGAUUACCUUUCCAAAUUGAACUUGAAACCUUAAUUAUCCUCCCACAAGCUAAUUUCAAAACUCGAAUAAUUACUAUCUCUCUCAAAUAA